This is a messenger RNA of Amblyraja radiata (thorny skate), 5444 nucleotides long. RefSeq names its product band 4.1-like protein 4B. The coding region runs from base 177 to 2888 and encodes 903 amino acids. Gene Ontology annotation, cellular component: cytoskeleton. The transcript has 25 exons. The record is from RefSeq and is a predicted model, not a curated record. Gene Ontology annotation, biological process: actomyosin structure organization. Lineage: Eukaryota; Metazoa; Chordata; Chondrichthyes; Rajiformes; Rajidae. Gene Ontology annotation, molecular function: cytoskeletal protein binding.
GUGGGGGCGGGGCGGCUGGGUGAGCGCAUGCGCGGCUGGUGCCCGGCUCUCACCUGGGCGAGCUCGCGGCGGAGUGCGGUUGAGGAGGCGCUCGGACUGCGGCCGCUGUUGCUCAGUCGCGCCGAGCCCAGCAACAGCAGCCGAGCGGUCAGCGGCGGAACAUCAAACCGGCCAAGAUGAUGAGGUUUCUGCGGAGGACGUUCGGACGUCGCUCGGCUCGCCGCUACAUGGAGGAGCGGGACGGCGGCGGCGGCGGCAGAGGAGGCGGGACCAGCAGUGGCCGGGACUCCGCCGCUACCGCGGUCGCUGGGAUCCAUACUGCCACACCUGCGCCUACUGGGACCAUGGUCCACAUUCCCGCAGCAGGCGGAAACAAGUCCAUCCUGGCAUGCAGAGUGCAGCUUCUGGACGGGACGGACAUCAGCGUGGAGCUGCCGAAAAAUGCAAACGGUCAAGAUCUCUUCGACCAGAUUGUUUACCAUUUGGAUCUUGUGGAGAUAGAAUACUUCAGCCUGCAGUUCAUGGAUGCGUUACAAGUUUUACACUGGUUAGACCACACAAAACUCAUCAAGAAACAAAUGAAAAUUGGACCUCCUUACUGCUUAUACUUCAGAAUAAAAUUUUACUCCUCUGAACCAAACAACCUUCGUGAAGAGUUUACAAGAUAUCUCUUUGUGCUACAACUUAGACAAGAUAUUCUCUCUGGCAAAUUGAAAUGCCCUUAUGAAAUCGGACUAGAACUAGCUGCUUAUUGCCUUCAAGCGGAGCUUGGGGACUGUGAACCUAUUGAACAUUCUUCGGAACUGGUGUCAGAAUUCCGGUUUAAUCCAAAUCAGACAGAAGAUAUGGAAAUAGAUAUUUAUACUCAGUGGAAGGAUUGCAGGGGGAAAAGCCCAGCACAGGCAGAAUUAUGUUAUCUGAACAAAGCCAAAUGGCUAGAAAUGUAUGGAGUUAACAUGCACAUAGUCAAGGGAAGAGAUGGCUAUGAAUAUUCUCUUGGAUUGACACCAACCGGCAUAUUGGUUUUUGAAGGAACCAACAAAAUAGGCCUGUUUUUUUGGCCUAAAAUUACUCAGUUGGAUUUCAGAAAGAACAAACUAACUCUUGUUGUGAUAGAAGAUGAUGAGCAGGGUCGAGAACAGGAGCAUACGUUUGUUUUCCGGUUAGAUCAUUCCAAAGCAUGUAAACAUUUAUGGAGGUGUGCUGUGGAGAAUCAUGCCUUUUUCCGACUACGAGCGCCAACCCAAAAUAAAGAGGAACGAUCAGACUUACUGCGUUUGGGGUCUCGCUUUCGAUUCAGUGGUCGGACUGAAUACGAAGCAACGCAUAAAAGUAGGCUCCGGCGGAAGAGUACAUUCGAAAGGCGGCCAAGCAAACGAUAUCCCUCAAGAAGGCACUCCACAAUUAAAGGUUCAAUUCCAGUAAAAUAUGGACACACCAGUGCACAGAGCAAUGCAGGAAUUUGUGGAUAUCAGGCUCCAUAUAUGUGCAACAUUCCCCCUGUCCAGCACCACUGGCAUUCCAGUAAUGUAAGCUAUCCUUUGGUAUCGCCACUAUUAAACAGCCGUGAUUUACAACAAUUCAAUUUAGAAGAGAAUGGGGGAACACCAUUUACUGGGACAACUACUGGAAGGCACCACCUCCAAAAUUGUGGUCUGAUUACUUUGGAGUUGGAAGACACAGAUGCUUACUCUGGAAUGCCAAGUCCAACCAAGUUGAACUCGACUGUUCUUCCACACUAUGAUGAGGUGUGUUUUAAACAGUUGGAAGUUGAAUCCAGCAAGGUGGUUGGGCAGUGGCCCUCAUUGCAUAUCAACAUAAAUAACAAGGUUGAGGAAAAGAAGCUGUUAGAAAAGAGCCUGCAUUCUCCUGCAUCACCCUCUGCUCAUCCUGAUCAGAUGAAGAGCAACAUCAUUAAAGCUCAGAUGGAUGCUGCCUUGAAGUUUAAGAAAGAGGAGCCAAUACUGAGCAGCCAGAGUAAACCCUCCAGCACACCUGUAGCAAGGUCCCUGGAUCCAUCACAAGAUGGCUCACAAACAACUGGUGUUCAGGACAAGCCACGGCCAAAAAGUUCUCGUAUCAGGAAACUUACAAGACAAUACAGCUUUAAUCAUAGUGAUGAAGAUGACCUGCCUCCUGCCUUAGCUGCAGCCACACGAAGCAGUCCUCCCCCUGUCAAUAAACUAUCCACUGCUGAUGUUCGACAGUUGCAGUACCCCACCUGCAUCAGGAAUAAUUCAGAAGAAGACCAAACCGAUUUGGCCAGUCCAGGGGAUCUACUUAUGGACUUCACUGAAGCUACCCCUCUGAUAAAGACUGUACCAGCCCAUCCUUUUUCACCUGUGCUGCAAUUUCCAGUUGAAUUAACAGACAACAUAUUGCAGUGUUACGACUUUCCACCAUCACCUGGAACAUCUUCAUCUACAGCUCCUUUGCAUGUAGUCAGAGCUCCAAAUGACCCAUCAAAAUCUUCAUCAGUGACAUUUAUACAUGCAACUAGGCCUUUGACUAAUCCAGGAAAAUCAUCGGCAACAACUUUGCAUGGCAUCAGGCAUCUGACUGAUCCAGGAAAACCUUCAUCAGUACUGCCUUUGCAUGUCACAAGGCCCCUGACUGAACCAGGUGUAUCAUCAUCAGUAACACCUUUGCAUGCCACCAGAUAUCCAAGUGAUCCUGGAAAAUCAUCCGCAACACCUUUGCAUGCAGUAAGACAUAUGACUGAUCCAGGAGUUUCUACAUCAGUAAUGCCUUUGCAUGCAAUUAGGUAUCUAAGUGAUCCACUCCCACCAGUUCAACAUUCCACAUCUUCAACAGACAGUGCCGAUAAUUUGAGACGUGAGCUGGAUCGAGAGAAGAUAAUGAAACGUCUUUUAAUGACAGAACUCUGAAAACGCAGUUUGGAUCAAGUGGCAGAAAUGGACCAGGGCCUCCGUGUGCCUUUUGUCAGCAUUCCUUUUGAAUGUCAGACAAAGCAGCUUUGAUGUGUGUAGUUUGUUACACUUUCUUCAUUGUGAUUCAUAAAAUACAUCUGUUUUUUUAUCACACUGAACUCGAUGUUUACAUUACUUUCCUGGUAUAAUCAGGAAGGGCUUGCUUUACAAGGGUCAGCAUAAGCUUAAUCCCUGAUACUGCCUCUGUAACCAGUGUCGCCAAUGCAACAGUGUGCAAUUUUGUUUUGUUGAAAAGGCCAUUCACAACAAAUAUUACUUCAGAUGUAAGGAAACAAAGUCUCUAUAUUUGCACUACAUUUUGAAGAAUAUUUUCAUAGGAAUGUGGAAAACAGUAACUUUGUAUACCUGGAGCUAUUUCUGAGCCACUACAUUUUGACAAUUAGUUUUACGUGAAAGGUGAGAGUUAAGUUAAAGUUUAAUAUUAUGGGGGGAAAAACACACUUGAACAUAAAUUGUAUAUUCUAAAGCCAAAUUAAAUGUCUAAAUACUAGGAUUGAGAUUUUUUAAAUAUGCAAAUUUGUAUUUAGCAUAUUAACGUGUUCCCGUAAUGUAGUAAUCUAGAUAAAUUUAACAUCAAGCCACAGGCCUUGGACUAAUAUUUGUGCUUAACAUACAAAUCAUAGAAUGUUAAUAGAACACAAAAAAAAAUUGAAACCAAGAAAAAAAAAUCCCUUUAUAAAAAGGUCCUGUAUUCUCCAAAAGAAAAGUUGACAAAAUGCCCUGUAUUCAAUUUAAACUUAUUUUCAAAUACUUAUCCAGUAAAUCUAGGCAGUUUUGCAGCAAGAUGGAUUUUUGAACAGUUCAGGUACAUUAAUGUUGUGGUUUAAAUGAUAUUUUUGAAAAUCAAAUUUAAGGAUUUAUCAAAUUAGUUGUUUUUCUAUAGUUUUCUGAACAAGCGCUCAAGGAAAUCACUACUAUCAUUGGGCUAUCAUAUACUUUAUUGAUACUAAUGCAGAAUUGUUUAGUGUUACAGUAAGGCUCAUAAAACUGCCUCAAAUUUCCAAUGUUGUUUUCUAAAAGUUUACCUGGUCUAGUUUGCCGAGAUAUUCUUCGGACAGGGUGUGUGAAUGGGUGUUGAAGUCUUCCUUUUGGCCUGCAAAACUUUGGUAGAAACCUCAAACCAUAGGUUCCUAACCAACAUUUUGCAGAUAAUUGGGAGAACCUGUAGAGCAGAGAUGCUCAGAUUGUGACUCAUGAGCUGCUUUUGGCUCGUUAUUGCUUGUUGUUCUAGUAUAGAAAUCUGUCAGUUUUAUUGGAAUAUGAAAUGUUAUUGUACUAGAGAAUAGUAAUGAUACCACAUUUCCCAUUAUACACUGCUAAUACAAAGACAUCAGUUAAAACCAAAUCUUUGAAGAAUCAUUUGCAUUCUCCUUGUGGACUGCUGUAUGUUUUUAUAUUUGGUGGAUUGGUGCACAGGGUAUACAGUAGUUGAUGGUGAUAGUGAAUGUAGCUUCAGAAUCACAACUAUGAUUACCAUUGCUCCAGAAGAUAUUUACAGUGCUGAUGUUUUAGGAUUAUUUGGUUUCCAUUAGAAUAUUCCCCUUUCUCAAUUAUAAGGGGAAAUAUUCCAGUACUGUGACAUCCACUAUGAGAACAGUAGACUUGUUAAAUAGCUCAUUAAUCAUUUUCCAGAAAGAUACUGGCUAUGUUUUUCUGAUAUGUUUGCAGAUGCCAGUUAGUACCAACAGAAGGCAAACAAAAUAUUGUGCUUUUAAAUACUUUAUUGUAAAUAAUACACUUUGAGAAAAGAUUUGCUGUGAUGAUUGUUAAAGUGUUUUAAGAUGAAAUUGGUAUAUUUAAUAAUCUAAAAUACAAAUUGUUCUGCCAAUAGAAUCAGAAAUUUUGGAGGUUAUCGGUGCUUAAUAGAAAUACUUGCGAAGUGUAAAAUAUCACAAAAUGAAAUAAUUUAAAACAUAAAUUACAAAAUCUAUAUUUAAUUCAUCAUUUUUCUAUUUAAUUUUCUUCGAGAUGGUUAUCUUUUUUUUAAUUCAUUUAACAAAUUUGAAAGUAUUCACUCAUAUUGCUAUACCAUGUAAACAAAUGUGUUGAAAUGGUAAGCAUUAACUCAAGUAUUUUAAUACAAAUAUAACUCAACAGGCCCAUAGAUUUUAGACAUAUUUCAGCUAGAUUUAGAUUCAGGUUGUGUAGGAAGGAACUGCAGAAGCUGGUUUAAACCGAAGAUAGACACAAAAUGCUGGAAUAACUCGGUGGGACAGGCAGCAUCUCUGGAGGGAAGGAAUGGGUGACGUUUCAGGUCGUCACCCUUCUUCAGACUGAAGUUAUUGAUACAAGUUAUUGGACAAAAUCAAACUAACAACAUUGGGUAUUUUGUGUUUUCAAAUGCACAAUGUCAGUGCAGAAUAUUUACUUUUACAAUUGGUAACCUUCCAAUUAUGUUAUUGUCGUCAAAUAGAAAGGUACUACACGAAGUUAUAAAGGGAUAUGACGAUGAAAAUAUCUACAAUGCCAAAAUUCAGACCUUAAAACAGAAAA